Molecule: messenger RNA, 3632 nt
Organism: Lingula anatina
Lineage: Eukaryota; Metazoa; Brachiopoda; Lingulata; Lingulida; Lingulidae
Molecular function (GO): protein binding; zinc ion binding
Source: RefSeq, a predicted model, not a curated record
AUUGAAGCAUAAUUGCUGCGUACAUUUAAUUAUCCCCAUCAUUUAAAUAAAAAUUGUCUAACCAGCGUCUUCACCGUAAAUCACUCCAAUAGAUAUAACAUAAAAUCAUAUUUAUAAGGCCUUUUCUUAAGAUGUUUUCAGUUUUAUUGCAGAAAAGUUAUUCUUUUCAUAGGACGGAUUGUAAAUUUACAUAGGCCUACAAUUUUAUUCCAAACUAUGUUUGGGCCUUUUCUUUCACAAUGUGUUCCUUUACUAUGGUCGUUUAUAAUUGUUAUCGGUGAUAAUCCUGUUUAUUCGUUCAGAUUCCCUGUUGUAUUUGCACAAUUUUUUUGUGAAUAGAGAAACACACAACAGGUUUAAAACGGACCGUCUUUCUGUAUAUAUAAAAAAGCAUUCAGUUGAUCUUUUUCUGCGCCAGGCUAAAAUGCAGAAGCGACCAACUGGCACCAGCUAAUGUCAAGUUGACCUAUCUCACUUUUCUAAGGUGUAAAAACUGAAAAUGUCACACACAUGAAAGAGAACUUUCGUGAACCAACCCAUAAGACCCAAGUCAUCAGCUAAGGAAGGCUUUUUGAAACAAGUUACCGACCCCCUUAGUGAAAGAACAAAAAUGCAAAAGCGAGCACACACGCAUGGUGUUUACUUAAGCUACAGCUAGCUUAUUUGGGGCAGGAACACAAUAGAGCUGCCUAUUUAUGAAAAUAUUAAAGAUGGCGAAAGCGCUAGCUACUGCUUUUGUCGAUAAUCUACUAACUUGCAGCAUCUGUUUAGAAGAAUAUGAGGACCCUCGAGUGCUGACGUGCAAUCAUACCUUCUGUCUGAAGUGUAUAACAGACCACGGGAAUAGAACUCAGCAUAAAAAUGAACAAGAUGGUUUUCAGUUUCUCUGUCCACUGUGCAGAGAACCCAACGCCGUACCGUCGGGUGGCCUACGGACUUUGAAGAAAAACUUUGCCUUUAUCAAAGCCAUAGAAAUCUUAGAAGAACAACAGAAAAAUAAAGACGAAGAACAGGCGACCAUUGACGAAGUCAAGCAAGCCAUAUCUAAGUUGACUAUACAGUGUCAAAACCACUCUGGACGCGAACUACUGUACUAUUGCUCCUUGGAUGAGACAACUGUCUGCGGAGACUGCAUUAUAGACUAUCAUCAGGGUCACAAGUGCGUGCGAGUGGAAGACGUCGCGGAAAAUGAAAAGGAGCGUCUAAAAUCAGCGAUUGAAAAACCGUUGCAAGAGCUGCAACGUUUAAAACAAGAAGAGGAAAAUGCAACCCGGAUUGCGGAGCAGAGAAAACGUCAGCGAGAGGCUGUGGUAUCAGAUAUAAAACAAGAUUUGAGAAAAAUAGUCGAAGCUGCUGAGGACCAUAGUCGGAGACUUAACGCGGAAGUGGCUUCGGUUGAAGAUGACGAAACCAAACAACUGGAAGCUUUCAAAGACGAACUUGAAAUGAGACAAGUCACCAUUCACAGUGCUUGCGAGUUUGCUGAGCAACUGAUUCAGAGCGGGACGGACGCUGUUGUUAUGUCCCAAAGUAAGGCUCUGCUAGAGAGGCUAUCCAAUCUUAGCGAGUCUCUUCAAACCGACAUUCCACUCAACAUUUCAAUGUUAGAUUUCUCUCGCGUGAUAACAUAUAAACCGAUUGACAGAUCUCUUGAUGACAUGCUGGGGAACAUUCAAGUAUCACUAAGUACAGACUCUGGAGAAGCUCGGCAGUCCGGGCGAGAACGGCGACUGUUUUCACGGGUAAUAACCCCAGAAGAAAUCGCAGCAGGUUACACUGUGCCGCUCAGCAGAUCUUCAAGCACUGGUAGCACCUCUCAAUCAAGCCUGGAGGAGCGACCUCUUCUGAAGCAAACGUUCAAUGCAAAACUCGUGGAUGACAAAGACAGGUGCUCAGUAUCUGACAUGAUUGUGGAUGAUUCGUACAUCUACCUUGCGGAUAUGUCCAACAACAGAGUAAAGAUCCUGACGCAUUCAGGACAAAUACAGACCGUUUUGGCGGCAAACGAGCCGGGAGGAGUCGAGGUGCUCCCAAACGGAGACAUAUGUGUCAGCAUCUUCGACGAUCAGCUGGUUAGGGUGUUCGACGCUCAAGGUCGACAGUCAAUGACCUUAGGUAAAGGGUUAAUGAAGGAACCCUUCGGCGUCACCAUGAUCUCUCAAAACCAGCUGGUAAUAUGUGACUCGGUUAAGAAACGCUUGGUUAUACUUGAACCCACCAGUGGAAAACAUCUGUCCUCCAUUGCAUUGGACAUGUGUAAUAUACCAUGUUGUAUCGCAGUGAACUUGUCCAACGGCUCCAUCAUCGUCUCCGACUAUGGGGGUGACUGUGUGUUCGUGAUGACCCUUAGCGGAGAGGUAAUAGCCCACUAUGGGAGCCCCGGGUGCGGUGACGGGGAGCUGUGGCAGCCCAAGGGAGUGUGUUCAGAUAGCUCGGGGCGUAUAUUCAUUGCAGAUUACUGGAAUCACAGAGUGGUAAUGAUAAGCAAAUAUGGCCGUUUCUUGAAGAAUGUCGUCACCCGGGAGGAUGGACUGAAGAAUCCACAAGCUGUCGCCUUUGACACACAAGAACAGUUAGUUGUUGCAGAGGAGAGUGGAUUUAUUAAGACAUUUCAGAUCUCACUGUGACAUUAUUCAGUGAGAGCCGGUCUGACUUCUUAUGCAAUCACUCUGUUGUCAGUGACGAUGUGAAUCAAAGGAAACUACUGAAGAUGCAGAAGUCUUUGACUUAAAAGCAUAAAAGUUGAUUAAAGUCCAAUUAGGCCAUACAAAAUUGAUAAAAUGGUUAACAAGUGGGACCGAUCCUUUUCUUUGGGACAUCAGGUUUUUUUAACAAAUGGAAAAACUUAUUUGGUAUUGGUUUGGUUAGUGAAAAGAUUUUCAACUGAACGCAGAAAUUCUUAAUGAUUUUGUUUUUAUUGCCCACUCUGUGAAAAUGGAAAUUCCCACCUCUUAAUUGAAAAAAAAAAAGAUCUACCCUGAAAUUCAACUGCUAGCUAGUUAAAUAUCACAUGUAAAUAAAAAGCAAAAAAUAAUCUGUUCACCGACCCUGCUAACUGAGAGUAGCCGACUGUUAACCAAUUCAUCCGGUGUAAAUUUUGUCUGGCUUUAUGAUUCUAGUAUGUCAUUGUACAUUUAGGUAAUAUAUUGUCCAGGCAAAUUUUUGUCACGGAAUUGAUCAAAGUUAAAAAUUUAUGAAUUCACUUUCUUUCAGUUGGUUUAUUUUGUUUUAAGCAAUAAUGUAUUGUACACUAGGUAUUUUGUUUUAUUAUUGUAAACACCGCUGGGACGCAUGUGGAGCUCAAAACUUUUUAUAAUUGUUAUUAUUAUUUUAGUAUACCCCUGCUAACUAUUCGCAUCUUUUUCGUGUUAAGUUCUUUUGUAGAAAAUUAAAAUAGGAUGCAAAUAUGAAAACACCCUUCUCAGAGCUCUUGUAAAAACGAGUGUGUCUCACAGUCUGUUAUGUUUACCCCCAGUUGGUUAUUAAUAAUUUGAUUCAUUUUUAUUUAACUCCCGGUUUCACUUUGGUUUAAAUUCUGCGUGUAUAGACAGGCCUAAUAAACGGAUUAGGCGUUUACUAACACCAUCCGUAGAUUUAUAAUAUGGGCGAAAAUGCUAAAAGAUCUGCGGGGA